AUGGACUUAUCAUUGUUUAAGCUUCUGCGUUCAUUCAUUCUCGUUUUAUUCAUUGCUGUUGUUGAAUAUCGCCGUGGCUCAUUUACACUUUCGGGUGCUAUCACCGGUUCUGUUCUAUGUUUCUUCAUCGCCUAUUCCAAUAUCGUCUUUUUAUUCGUGAUGAUCACGUUCGUUUUGAGUGGCUCAUUCGCUACACGUUAUGGAUUCGAUUUCAAACAAACGAAAAUCAAUGAAAAUGAUCAUAAUGUUCGCGGGCGAAAAUCGAAGAGAGCGGCACGCGAUUACUCACAAGUGUUAUGUAAUGGUGCUCUCGCUUGCUGCUAUGCUUUAUGUUACUGUUCACAAACAAAUUACUCAGGUCUUUCAUUACCGAUCGAUAACAAACAUCCGUCCACGAUAUAUUCCAUUGGAUUUCUCUUUACAAUUGUUUGUUGUUGUGGAGAUACACUAGCAUCGGAAUUAGGUUCUGUUUUUGCUCGAGGCAAUCCUCGUUUACUAACGAAUCCGUUUCGAAUCGUGCCGAUUGGAACCAACGGUGGAAUUUCACUCGCUGGUUGUUUGUUUAGUCUAUUCGGCGGGUUGAUUAUCGGUAUUAGUUAUAUCAUAGGUAAUAUGAUAUUCUGUCGAUCGGAUCAGUUGAUCAAUACAUCUAUGAUAACUAUUCAAUUACUUUUGUAUUGUACAUUAUUUGGACUUGUUGGUUCAUUGAUUGACUCACUCCUGGGUGCAAUAUUACAAUUUAGUGGCUACGAUCGCGAACGUAAUGUCACCGUUCAAAAACCUGGACCAUCUGUCGAACAUAUAUCUGGUCGAAAUAUUUUGUCAAAUAAUCAAGUGAAUCUUUUUUCAUCAUUUUUAACUUCCAUUCUGGCUAUUUGGAUUAUACCAAAUAUCCUUCUUCAGACAAGAUUGAAAAAAAAACCACCAAUCCAAAUUAGAAAUGGAAUCAAUCACAACAAGCAAAAGUUGCUGAAAUAUAAUGUCUUAUCAAUGCGUCUUGUGCGAAUUCAAAACGAUAUUCCACUAACAUCACUGACGAAAAAUGAUUUAACGAUUAGUACAAUACAUUUAGCUGAAACAGUUCAUGAACGAUUAAAAGAAGCAGGAAAUAUCAAUUGA
Adineta ricciae is the source of this 1119-nucleotide messenger RNA. The record is from the annotation of a GenBank genome assembly. NCBI's taxonomy places the organism in Eukaryota, Metazoa, Rotifera, Eurotatoria, Adinetida, Adinetidae.